Sphaeramia orbicularis (orbiculate cardinalfish) is the source of this 1824-nucleotide messenger RNA. It is a transcript of the gene zpr1, whose product is annotated as ZPR1 zinc finger. The record is from RefSeq and is a predicted model, not a curated record. NCBI's taxonomy places the organism in Eukaryota, Metazoa, Chordata, Actinopteri, Kurtiformes, Apogonidae. Gene Ontology annotation, molecular function: zinc ion binding. Gene Ontology annotation, cellular component: nucleus. The coding region runs from base 151 to 1479 and encodes 442 amino acids. The transcript has a single exon.
AUGCGGAACAGGAAGUAAAUCAAAGCCAAUGAAACAAACGUGCGGAGUGUAGGUUAGUCAUCCUGUCAUCUAGAAGGUUCUAGAGAAAGACACAGCUGUACGAGAGCGUCAAGUGUUUUUAUGGCCAGAGCAGCAUUUUAGAGGAAGAACAUGUCCGUCAUAGCCGAAGACAGUGUACGAGGUUCUGUUUUCAAGGAUAUCAGCGCCGAUGAUGAAGACGGACAGCCCACGGAGAUAGAGAGCAUGUGCAUGAACUGCCACGAAAACGGCACAACCCGCUUACUUCUGACCAGAAUCCCGUUCUUCAAGGAAAUAAUCGUCAGCUCCUUCAACUGUGAUAACUGCGGUUGGUCCAACACUGAAAUCCAGUCUGCGGGUCGGAUUCAAGAGAAAGGCGUGUGUUAUACCCUGAAGCUGAAGACCAAACAGGACUUGAACCGGGAGGUGGUGAAAGCAGACAGCGCAACCACCAGGAUCCCUGAGCUGGAUUUUGAAAUCCCUCCAUUCACACAGAAGGGUUCUCUUUCUACCAUCGAGGGUCUUUUGGACCGGGCUGUAGCAGGUUUGGAGCAGGACCAGCCAGUGAGGAGGGCCAUUCAACCAGAUGUGGCUGAGAAGAUAGAUGAAUUCAUCCAGAAGCUGAAAAAGUUAAAGGAUGUUGAGCAUGAAUUCACUCUGGUGAUUGAGGAUCCUUCAGGGAAUAGUUUUGUUGAAAAUCCACAUGCCCCUCAAAAAGAUGAGUCUCUAACUGUGACCUGGUUCACAAGGACAUCCCAGCAAGAUGUUCUACUGGGGUUAAAGGCUGAUGAUGAUGAAGACAAUGAACCGGCUGGCAACGACUUGGAAACCAUGAGAAAUGAGGUUUUAGUAUUCAACACCAAUUGCCCAGAAUGCAAUGCACCGGCCUCAACUAACAUGAAGCUGGUCCAGAUCCCUCACUUCAAAGAGGUCAUCAUCAUGGCCACAAACUGUGACAGCUGUGGCCAUCGGACCAAUGAGGUGAAAUCAGGUGGAGCGACAGAAGAACUGGGCACCAAGAUCACCCUGCACAUCACCGACCCUUCUGACAUGACCCGAGACGUGCUCAAGUCGGAGACAUGUGGAGUCUGUAUACCAGAGCUGGACUUUGAGCUCGGGAUGGCAGCUCUGGGGGGAAAGUUCACGACUCUGGAGGGGCUGCUGAAAGACAUCAAAGACAUGGUGGUUGGCAAAAACCCUUUCGUCUCUGGUGACAGCGGCGUGGAAGAUCGGAUACAGAAGCUGAAUGAGUUUGGGAAGAAGAUCGACCAGAUAAUUGCUGGAGAAUUGGAUGUCCACAUCGUCUUGGAUGACCCGGCAGGAAACAGCUACUUGCAGAAUGUGUACGCCCCAGAACCAGACCCGGAGAUGACCACAGAGAAGUACACCCGCUCAUUUGAGCAGAAUGAAGACCUUGGACUGAACGACAUGAAAACUGAGGACUAUCAAGAAGAACACUGACAUGUCGCAUUAUAUCACUCUAUAUAUAAUUUGUGCCAUUUUCAUACAUUUUUGUUCAAAUCUGGGUAAAGUGUUAAUACAAACAGUGUGUAAUUAUCUAUAAGAAGAAUUCUAAGUUUGCUGAAUUUACACUGAAAAUAAACUCAACUGUGUCUGGUGGGUAUUAAAGUUUAAAAACCUUCAAAUUUGUGCUGUCUGAAUUUCUUGUACAUUCCAGAAGAUGGCGCUGUGUCAUCUCUGAUUAAAAACAUGUUUUCUUCUGGUGUACCACACACUGUGUAACCAAUGAUCUUAGUUCUACACCUGUAAGCGUGAUAUCUGCAUAAAGUGUUAUUUAAUUUCCCA